Messenger RNA from Leptidea sinapis, 1633 nucleotides. Its product is annotated as probable metabolite transport protein CsbC. The record is from RefSeq and is a predicted model, not a curated record. Gene Ontology annotation, biological process: transmembrane transport. Gene Ontology annotation, cellular component: membrane. Lineage: Eukaryota; Metazoa; Arthropoda; Insecta; Lepidoptera; Pieridae. The transcript is spliced from 9 exons. The coding region runs from base 32 to 1633 and encodes 533 amino acids. Gene Ontology annotation, molecular function: transmembrane transporter activity.
UCGUACUUCACAGUGAUUGAACGUGAAGAAGAUGCCUCGAAACCGUAUUGAAAGAAAGUCUUCGAAGUGUUGGCGAGGAACUCUACGUGGUAUUACAGCUGCCUUAGUCUAUAAUCUGUCAUGUUUCACACACGGAUGCAGUACAGGAUGGGUGUCUGGUGUUCUUGGUAAUGAGGCUCUAACUGGUGGAGCAUGGUUGGCAGCUCUGCCGUGUCUGGUGGCAUUACCAGCUGCACCAAUGUUCGCUGUACUUGCAGACGUCAGGGGAAGAAAGACAGGCGCGUUUUGUAUCGGACUGAUUUUUAUUAUAAGUUGGUGUCUAGCGGCAUGGUGUGGAGGGCGAGGUAUUUGGGCAGCGAGGGUGGCUGCAGGAGCUGGUGGAGCUGGUGCACUGGCUCUGGCACCUCUGUACUGCGCUGAGAUAGCGCCGAGGACUAGAGGACUAGCUGCCUUACCAGCUCUAGCUUGCAGUUGCGGUAUCCUUUUUGCCUACACUGGAGGGGGGCUGUUAUCAGCACACGCGUUAUCACUAGUGAUGGCGGUACCACCAGUUUUGUUGUUGAUAUCGUUGCUAUGGUUACCAGAGACUCCGUCCUUUCUCAUUAAUACGGGAAAAAUUCAGAAAGCGGCGAAGGUUAUGUGUUGGUUCAACGGAUCGGACUUCACAGAGGAUUUGACAGAUGUGAUAGAACAGCAGGAAGUCAGGAUCAGAACCUCGGGAAGUUACAGCAGACAUGACCUCGGCAGAGAUGAGUCGGAUACCUUCCAGCCGAUGCUGAAGAGAAACAGUGGCCUGGAGUCGAACUCUGAGAAGCGCAGUGAAAAGCGUGAGCAGACUACAUGUAGAGAGUUGUUCCGCGGUAGUAACGCCCGUCGUGCGCUCAUCUCUUGCCUCGUGCUGAUCGCCGUAGCAGCGGGGAGCGGAGCGGGCGCUGUCAAUAGCUUCGCGGCCGCCGUGCUACGACACUCUACACACCGGAUACCAAAGCUGAACGUAACAGCGUACAACUUCACUAUUUACAACGGAACGCUGCCCCGGGAUUUGUUCGAGUCGUCAGAAGCUGGUUCAAUGCUGUGUGGCACAGCUCUGGUGCUUGGAGCGGCAGUAGCCUGUGGUAGUGUUGAUAGGGUUGGUAGAAAGACUUUACUGCUGUGGUCAUGCUCUGGAAUCGCCUUCUGCCUAGCUGUUCUUGGAGUUUACUGCGAUCCACAUCUCAACUCAAUCACCCACAAACUGUUGUCUUACAAAAAAAUUGUCAAAGACAAAACCAUCAAAGAUAGGAUAUAUUUUGAGAACAUCACUAGUUACAAUGAUUCAAUAAAAUAUAACGAGACAAAGCCAUGGCAUCGGCUUAGUUCAGAUAAUAUCUCAUAUGUGGUGGAAUGGCCAGUGAAGAUUGAUCAAAGCGACGCGGAUGACGUUACAAUAUGGCUGCCUGUGAUUCUGUUGUCUAUGGUUUUGUUUUUCUACAACAUAGGCCUUGGUUCUGUUCCUUAUGUUUUAGUCACGGAACUGUUUUCAAUAAAUGUAAGUACUUUUAUACUUAUUAAAAUUAUUGAUCACUUUCGAGCUUACUAUUCAAAUAUAUUUACAUUUUAUCUUAUGCCAGGAAGUCAGGCGCAGUCCAAUUAG